This is a messenger RNA of Bufo bufo (common toad), 3155 nucleotides long. RefSeq names its product dipeptidyl peptidase like 10 (gene DPP10). The transcript has 26 exons. NCBI's taxonomy places the organism in Eukaryota, Metazoa, Chordata, Amphibia, Anura, Bufonidae. Gene Ontology annotation, molecular function: dipeptidyl-peptidase activity; serine-type peptidase activity. The coding region runs from base 209 to 2587 and encodes 792 amino acids. The record is from RefSeq and is a predicted model, not a curated record. Gene Ontology annotation, biological process: proteolysis.
GGGGGGAGGCUGAUGCUCAGUGUCAGGCUGUGGAUGAGAGCUGCUGGAUGUGACGUGCUGCAGAAUGCUGCAGAUUAUCCCCAGGGUUCCCCACACUGACUGCAGAGCCCCCGGAGCCGCCGCCGCCCCCCACACCCGUCCCCGGGGAAGGACCCCCAUGUAAGGCGGGAGCGGAGGGACCCCCGAGAAGCUUCUCCUCACCCGCAGUAUGACAGCCAUGAAGGAGCCGCGGGCCAACCCCCCCCAGGAGCAGGAGAUGGCAAGCAGCAGCCCCACGCAGCAGAACUGGAAGGGCAUCGCCAUUGCACUGCUGGUCAUUCUGGUCGUCUGCUCCUUGAUCACCAUGUCCGUAAUCCUGCUGACUCCAGAUGAAAUGACGAACGCUCCAGAGAAGAUCCUGAACCUUGACGACCUCUUCAGGAAGGAGUUUUCUAUCCACAAUCCUGAGCCCAGGUGGAUUAAUGAACAUGAGAUUGUCUAUAAGAACAGGGAUGGAUUUGUAUUCAAAUUUAACGCAGAGACCAACGACACCACAACGCUUUUAGAAAACUCCACGUUUGUGACGUUCAAGGCCUCUGGAUAUUCCCUGUCCCCAGACCAGCGCUAUGUGCUCCUGGCCUACGACGUCAAGCAGGUUUUCCACUAUUCAUUCACAGCCUCCUACGUGAUCUACAACAUCCACACCAGGGAAGUCUGGGAGCUGAACCCUCCGGAGGUUGAGGACUCGGUGCUGCAGCACGCGGCCUGGGGCAUCCAGGGGCAGCAGCUGAUCUUCAUAUUUGAGAAUAACAUUUAUUACCGGGCGGAGGUGAGGAGCAGCUCGCUUCGGCUGACCUCAUCCGGGAAGGAGGGGAUCAUCUACAACGGGCUUUCUGACUGGCUUUAUGAGGAGGAGCUCCUGCACACCCACAUCGCCCACUGGUGGUCUCCCGACGGCGAGAGGCUGGCGUUCCUCACCAUCAAUGACAGCGCCGUCCCCAAUAUGAUCAUUCCUCAGUACACUGGCAGCCUGUACCCACUGGGGAAACACUUCCCGUAUCCCAAGGCCGGGCAAACCAACCCCACCGUGAAACUGAUUGUGGUGAAUCUCUAUGGGCCGACGCACACCUUAGAGCUGAUGCCGCCAGACAGCCUGCGGUCCAGGGAUUAUUACAUCACUAUGGUGAAGUGGAUCAGUAACACCCGGACCGUGGUCAGAUGGAUGAACCGCCUGCAGAAUAUCUCCAUCCUAACCGUCUGUGACACCACCACCGGAGCUUGCAUCAAAAAAUAUGAAAUUGUCUCUGAAGUUUGGCUGGCAAAACAGAAUGAGGAACCUAUAUUUUCUAAAGAUGGCAGCCACUUCUUCAUGACGGUUCCUGUAAAACAAGGUGGCCGAGGAGAGUUCCAUCACAUCGCCAUGUUUAGUGUCCAGACAAAAAGCGACCACUUUAACAUCAGACAUCUGACAUCAGGGAGCUGGGAAGUCAUCAGGAUCCUGGCCUAUGAUGAGCCAUCAGAGAAGCUGUACUUCCUCAGCACAGAAGAUUCCCCUCGAGGACGGCAGCUGUACAGUGUCUACACCUCUGGUUUACUGAACCGCCGGUGCCUCUCGUGUGGAUCUGUAGGCGACCGAUGUUCCUACUUCAGUGCAAAGUUCAGUCCAUUGAACCAACACGUCCUGCUGCAUUGUAAAGGUCCAGGAGUCCAUGUCUUCAGUGUCCACAACACCAGUAAACCCUCAGAGUUUCACAUCAUAGAGAACAAUUUUGUGCUACAAGAAGCCAUUUCACAGAAGGAAAUCUUCAGGAGUCAAGUAAAAAUGAUUCCCAUUGAGGACCAUGAACUUCCUCUACGACUGUCAUAUCCUCAGGAUUUCAAGGAGCAGAAUCGGUAUCCUCUCCUCCUCAUCGUGGAUGAAUCUCCGGGAAGUCAGCUCGUCACUGACAAGUUUCACAUUGACUGGGAUUCGGUGCUUAUGAACACAGACAACGUGAUUGUGGCACGAUUCGAUGGCCGUGGCAGUGGCUUUCAAGGACUUAAGAUCUUGCAGCAGGUUCACCGAGGACUUGGAUCUGUGGAAGUAAAGGACCAAAUAGCUGCUGUAGAGUGGCUGCUGAGAGAACCCUACAUUGACACCAGCAGACUGAGUAUUUUCGGGAAGGGAUAUGGCGGUUACAUUGCAUCCAUGAUCUUAAAAGCCAAUGAAAGACUGUUCAGAUGUGGAGCCUUAAUCGCCCCGAUCACUGACAUGAGGCUAUAUGCUUCGGCCUUCUCAGAGCGGUACUUGGGGAUGCCAUCUGCCGAAGACAACACCUACCAGGCCUCCAGCGUCCUGCACAACAUUCGUGGUUUUAGGGUGAAACACCUGCUCCUGGUUCAUGGGAUGGCGGACGCAAAAGUCCAUUUCCAGCAUUCAGCGGAACUGAUCAAACAGCUGAUCAAGGUCGGGGUGAACCACACGGUGCAGAUUUAUCCUGAUGAAGGUCACAACAUCCUGUCUGACAAGAAUCGUUUUCAUCUGUACAGCACAUUGCUUCGCUUCUUCAGUGACUGCUCGCAGGGAGAGGCUGUUGUGGUGGCACAGGAGGUGGAGGAGGAUGAAUGAAGAUGAGCUCAGGACUUGUUCUUCUUAUUCACUGGUGUCCUGGCAGACACUGGGCCUGUAGCCCUGCACACAGAGGAGUUUCUACCUGCGGGGGAUGUACAGGGGAUGGUUCUUUCCACAUGAACCUCGUUUUGGAUACAAUUAGCGUAGUGCAUGUUUUCUUCGGUUUCUUUACCAGACUUUGUCCUAUUGUUUCUAUUCUCGUCUCUGAAUCCGCUGGAUCUCAUCAUCUGUCACUAAACAAGUGCAAUUUCUUCAGGUUUUUCCUCCUUUCUUCCUUCUGACAGAUCUGGUCCUUCAGUACUUUUGCCAAAUCCUGACUCUUUCUUCUGGUCCAGAGGGGCAGUGCUUAGAGGAUUUUUGCGAUCUCCCUUUCUAUUUAUACUUCGGACCUAAAGGUACACUUAUGUUUCAGGCUCUGUUGGACAGGAAGUCCAGGAUACAUAGCGGAUUUGCAGUGAAGACGAUGAGAGUUUUUUUUUGUCUGAUUGGUUUAAUAUCUGAUUUGCUUUACUUUACUAUGUAAAUUUCUCACUUGUAUAUAUGAAUACAUCAAUAUUAAAUUAUG